AUGGAAAUCACCUUUGCUUUUACUGCAAAUAUUCAAGAAUAUUCUGAGUAUCAAGGAGAAGAAGAAGAAUUAGUAUUUCCUGGCGUUUGUUUCACUGUUGAACAUAUGGAGUUUGAUGAAAUGAAGAAGAAAUAUCUGAUCUACCUGAAUUUAAAGCAACGCUUCAAUAAAUCCGCUGUACAUGAAACACAUAUUAAUCAUAAAAAAACGUCGAUAGACAGUGAUUCUGAUCGUGAUGCUUAUUAUGCUGCUCGUCGAACAUCUGUUGCUGUUGCUGCUAUAGAUACAGGUUAUCUUGAUCGUGACAUUUACGUUCGUGAUUACAAUACUGAUGAAUAA
Molecule: messenger RNA, 339 nt
Organism: Rotaria sp. Silwood1
Lineage: Eukaryota; Metazoa; Rotifera; Eurotatoria; Philodinida; Philodinidae
Source: the annotation of a GenBank genome assembly